AUGGUACGAAGCAACUGCAGCUCUAAGUUCCUAACAGUACGAGAAGAAGCUCUACACUGGGCAGAGGAGGAUGAAAAGCUGCGUCCUACAAAAAGAAAUGUAUCAAGUGAAGCAGUUUCAACCACACAGUCAAACAAAGAGAUGGAUAAAGUAUUGCAAGCCCUCGAAGAGCAGCGUAAGUCGAUUGAUAAUUUGUCCCAAUCCCUUAUUUCCCUUUCCAGAUCCAACAAUAAUAUUCAGCGGAAUCAGGGAGGAAGAGGCGGCCGAAGCCCCUCCCUCCGUGGCUUUGACGAAAGAGGGAACAGAAUUUGUUUUAAAUGCCAAGGAGUCGGACACAUUGCAAGAGAUUGUGUGA
Messenger RNA from Paramuricea clavata, 355 nucleotides. Lineage: Eukaryota; Metazoa; Cnidaria; Anthozoa; Malacalcyonacea; Plexauridae. The record is from the annotation of a GenBank genome assembly.